Saccostrea echinata is the source of this 832-nucleotide messenger RNA. Its product is annotated as complement C1q tumor necrosis factor-related protein 3-like. The record is from RefSeq and is a predicted model, not a curated record. Gene Ontology annotation, molecular function: protein binding. The coding region runs from base 110 to 832 and encodes 240 amino acids. The transcript is spliced from 2 exons. Lineage: Eukaryota; Metazoa; Mollusca; Bivalvia; Ostreida; Ostreidae.
UGACAAUAACCUAACGGUGAGACUGAAUGAAGCUGAGAAUAAUAUUGUGAUUUGUGAGAAGCAGAAUAAGAACUAAACUCAACGACUUGACGAAGUAAUAAAUAAUUUGAUGAUAAACGAAAAGCAGGAUAAAAACUUCACUCAACGACUUAAUGAAAUAGUGAAUGUUUUAAUGAAAUAUGAUAAGCAGGGAAAAAACGUCACUCAACGACUUAAUGAAAUUCAUAAUAUUUUGACUGCAAAUGAGGAGUAUGACAAAAAUUUAACUCUACAGCUCACCGAUUCAAUGAACAACUUACAAGAUAUAAAAGUUCAAAUGCGAUACACAAGCUUGUCACUAAUGGACGUGCAUUCUAAGACGGACUCACUCAAUACUACAUUAACUAGAAAUUUUGACGAUCAAAUAAGGGACGUUUAUGGACGAAUAACCAACAUUACCAAAAAAGUAGCCUUUACGGUAGGUGUGACGUCAUACAGCAGCUCCUGGAACAGCGGUACAUUGGUGUUCGAUAGGAUCGUCUACAACAUAGGAGGAGGGUACGACUCAAGUACUGGUGUCUUCACAUCUCCUGUAGACGGACACUUUGUUUUCUUCGUGAACGUUCAAGCUUAUGGGGGAAACUCUGUAUACACAUAUUUAGUUCUUAACGGCUCGGCUAAAGUCACAUCAAUGGCAAAUGGUGGCUCUUACCAGGCAUACUUGGCAGGACCCAACCUGGUGGUAUUAAGGCUUCAAAAAGGAGAUCGAGUUUGGGUGAAAUAUUACGCUGGAACUGGGUAUUAUACUGAAGGUUUAGCUCCUGUCACCACGUUUUCUGGAUUCCGCCUAUGA